AUGGUUGAAACUUCAUCAACCGUAAGAGAUAUUGAAUACGAAUCGUUGUCGAUUGACCUCAGGGGCCCUGACAAGAUUUCUGAACGCUGGCCAUCUCUUGUUUCCAUUGAGUUCGGCACCGUCGAUGCCAUCCUGCCCGUCGAAAACAGCGCAGAAGAGCUGUUUGUUUUCCACGGGAGCAAAGUUGCCCAAAGCAAAGUUGUCCCUGAGUCAAACGAUGAUACCGUGGUCGGUGGACCUUGGCUCAUUGCUGAAAAGCUUAAGGCCCUGGCCUCGACCAGGUAUGACACAAUUGAUGCUGCAAUGCCCGUUCCCAAAAAGCCUGGUGAAGCAUACAUCUUCCGAGGCACCAACUAUGUCAAAAUCAACGUGAAUACGCACAGAAUUGUGUAUGGUCCAGCAAUGAUUUCGGUCGAGUGGCCAGCCUUGACUGCCGCCGGAUCUGACUAUGUCGAUGCGACGCUCCCUGUGCCCCAGGACGACAGAAGGUUGGCCUAA
Penicillium manginii is the source of this 498-nucleotide messenger RNA. RefSeq names its product Hemopexin. Lineage: Eukaryota; Fungi; Ascomycota; Eurotiomycetes; Eurotiales; Aspergillaceae. The transcript has 2 exons. Bases 1 to 498 code for a protein of 165 amino acids. The record is from RefSeq and is a predicted model, not a curated record.